AUGGAGUUUUCAGGGAAUGUAUUGAGUGCACUCCCAAACAUCAUCUCUGUUAUUACUGCGGAAGACCUGGUCUAUGUUCGUGGGAAGACGAGUAAACAGGAAAGUCUUUGCAUGAUUAUUGACUCGAUGGGGGAAGCUUCUUCAAAGGCACAAUAUUUGAAAAAUAUUAUAACGACUAUGGAAAAGUUCCAAUCAUCAUCACAUAAAUUAUACUUAAUGAAAGAUCAAGAAAAUAAGACAGUAGUUGGAAUCCUUAAAGUUGGAAUAAAAAAAUUAUUUAUCGUGGAUAGGAAAGGAAGGCAACAUGAAAUUGAACCUUUGUGUGUUUUAGAUUUUUACGUACAUGAAAGUUGUCAAAGAUCAGGUUAUGGCAAACAAAUGUUUGAAUACAUGUUAAAAAAUGAACAAGUUAUUAAUCCUUGUAAAUUAGCAUUUGAUAGACCUUCAGAUAAAUUUAGAUCAUUCUUAAAGAAACAUUAUAAUUUAGAAAAUUUUGUUCAACAGCCGAAUAAUUUUGUUGUGUUUGACGAGUAUGGUUUACCAGAUAACCCAAAUUUACAUUUACUUAAUAAAGCUCAUACUCGUAGACAUUCUACAGAAAUUAAAUUAUCGAGUGAAAGAUCAGGAACUUAUCAUAGACAUACAAGAUCUCUUACACCAAAUCAUCAUUAUUACACUUCACCACUUUUCAAUAAUUCUUCACCAGCUCUCUCUUCCUCUUCAAUCCCCUUAGAAAACAAUUAUACUUCAGUAUCAUCAAUUAAUCAUUCUGCUCCCCCUAAAGAAAUUUAUGUUCAAAGAAAAAGAGAACUAAUUAGUCAACAAGAACACGGCAAACAAUCUUUAUAUGGUAAAAAUCCUAUUUCUUGGGAAUGA
Messenger RNA from Funneliformis mosseae, 876 nucleotides. Lineage: Eukaryota; Fungi; Glomeromycota; Glomeromycetes; Glomerales; Glomeraceae. The record is from the annotation of a GenBank genome assembly.